CAGCAUCUCCGCUCCCCAGCCACUGGAGAAGGAGGGGAAGGAGAGGGGGGAGAGGAGGACAAGAAAGAAAGAGAGAGGUAAAAGCAGGGCUUUGUGGCUCACCGCGCUGCAGCAGCUUCAGGCUAGAAAACUGGGGGGAAGCCCAGCCCCUUGGGAGAGUGAUCGGAGACAAAGGAAGCUUCAUGUUCAAAGGGCCAGUGGAGAGCAAAAACGAGGCAGCCAUGUCUGAACUGGUCCCAGAGCCACGGCAAAAACCAGCUGUGCCAAUGAAGCCAAUGGGCAUUAAUGCCAACUUGCUAGGCUACAUCGGGAUUGACACCAUCAUUGAGCAGAUGCGCAAGAAGACCAUGAAGACAGGUUUCGACUUCAACAUCAUGGUUGUAGGUCAGAGUGGGCUGGGGAAGUCGACGCUGGUGAACACCCUCUUCAAAUCCCAGGUGAGCCGCAAAUCUUCAGGCUGGAACCGCGAGGAGAAGAUCCCCAAGACGGUGGAGAUCAAAGCCAUUGGCCACGUCAUUGAAGAAGGUGGUGUCAAGAUGAAGCUGACUGUGAUUGACACCCCAGGAUUUGGGGACCAGAUCAACAACGAGAACUGCUGGGAACCUAUUGAGAAAUACAUCAAUGAGCAAUACGAAAAGUUUUUGAAAGAGGAAGUGAAUAUUGCAAGGAAGAAACGAAUUCCAGACACACGAGUGCACUGCUGCCUCUACUUCAUCUCCCCCACAGGCCACUCCCUGAGGCCUUUAGACCUGGAGUUCAUGAAACAUCUCAGCAAGGUAGUGAACAUCAUCCCUGUUAUUGCCAAGGCUGACACCAUGACUUUGGAGGAGAAGACUGAAUUCAAACAAAGAGUGCGCAAAGAGCUAGAAGUAAAUGGCAUCGAGUUUUACCCCCAGAAAGAAUUUGAUGAGGACCUGGAGGAUAAAACAGAGAACGACAAAAUCAGGCAGGAGAGCAUGCCCUUCGCAGUGGUGGGCAGCGACAAGGAAUACCAGGUGAACGGCAAAAGAGUCCUGGGCAGAAAAACACCUUGGGGGAUCAUCGAAGUGGAAAACCUCACUCACUGCGAAUUUGCCCUACUUCGAGACUUCGUCAUCAGGACCCACCUUCAAGACCUAAAAGAAGUGACCCACAACAUCCACUACGAGACCUACAGGGCCAAGCGGCUGAAUGACAACGGAGGGCUGCCCCCCAUGACCGCCGAGACAGAGGAAAGCCAUGAAAGUAACCUGUGAAUGACCCCUCCCUCCUGCCACCCCCUG
Tinamus guttatus (white-throated tinamou) is the source of this 1262-nucleotide messenger RNA. RefSeq names its product septin 3 (gene SEPTIN3). The record is from RefSeq and is a predicted model, not a curated record. NCBI's taxonomy places the organism in Eukaryota, Metazoa, Chordata, Aves, Tinamiformes, Tinamidae. Gene Ontology annotation, molecular function: GTP binding.